Molecule: messenger RNA, 2262 nt
Organism: Penicillium canariense
Lineage: Eukaryota; Fungi; Ascomycota; Eurotiomycetes; Eurotiales; Aspergillaceae
Product: actin-related protein ARP5
Exons: 5
Coding region: 1-2262 (753 amino acids)
Biological process (GO): regulation of DNA-templated transcription
Cellular component (GO): cytoplasm; Ino80 complex
Source: RefSeq, a predicted model, not a curated record
AUGACCAUCACCUCUGUGCAGACCCUCGUGCCGGGUCGCUACUCCGUCAAUGUCAUGGAGAGGCGCGCCGAGAAGCCUCCACCUACUACACACACUGUUCAAGAUUACCCAUUCAAGGGCUAUCAACCUCCGCGGCCAGAUGGAUAUGAGCAGAGCAAGGCCCAUUCCGACACCAGCGCCAUCGUCAUCGACAAUGGCUCUCACCUCGUCAAGGCCGGCUGGUCCUUUGACCAGAAUCCGCGAUUCGUCCUGCCCCCCGUCAUGAGCCGCUACCGCGAUCGCAAGCUCGGCCGCCAAUGCCAGUUUGUUGGAUACGAUGCCUACGUCGAUGCGACCACUCGGGGACAGCUCAAAAAUGCCUUCGACGUUAACUCCAGCGUCGUUGGCAAUUGGGAUGUCAUGGAGGGUGUGCUGGAUUAUAUCUUCCUGAAGCUCGGCGUUGAUGGCGCCAGCGGAGGCGUUGACCGACCAAUUGUAAUGACCGAGCCGAUCGCCAACCUUGGAUACCCUAGAAAGAUGAUGAACGAGAUUCUGUUCGAGUGCUAUAACGCGCCUUCGGUGGCCUACGGAAUUGACUCGCUUUUUGCUUAUCGCUAUAAUAAGGGAACCGACGGCUUGAUCGUCUCCUCGUCGCAUACCUCCACCCAUGUCAUCCCGGUGUUGAAUUCGAAACCGCUGCUCUCGAACUCUUCCCGUCUCAACUGGGGCGGUCAAAACAACGCCGAAUACCUCGCGAAACUACUGAAGCUAAAAUACCCGAGCUUUCCGGCGCGCUUGACAGAGAAUCAGGUUGAAGAAAUGGUGCACAAACACUGCUAUAUCUCCAAAGACUAUGACUCCGAGCUGAGUGGAUACCUCGAUUGGACUGGACUCGAGGACCGCGAUCAUGUCAUCCAGUAUCCCUUUACCGAGCAUAUCGUGCCUGAGAAGACCGAAGAAGAACUAGCCCGGAUUGCGGAGCGCAAGAAGGAGAGCGGCCGUCGGUUGCAAGAACAGGCGGCCAAGAUGCGCCUAGAGAAGUUGGUCAAGAAAGAGCAGGAAUUGGAAUACUGGAAAGAUUUGCAGACCCGGCUGGCGUCUGAGACUAAAAAAGAGAUCCGCCGCGUCUUAGAGUCGGAGGACCUCAAGGAUGAAGCUCAUUUAGAACGGACGAUCCGCGAUCUAGAACGGUCUAUCAAACGCUCUCGCAAUCGCGACCUGGGCAUUGAGGAGGAAGAGAAGCCGGAGGAGGUGAGCUUCCAUCUGCUCGAAGUUCCUAAUGAGGAACUGGAUGAAGCCGGUUUGAAAGAGAAGCGGCAGCAGCAGCUGCAAAAGUCCAAUGUUGAGGCCAGAGCCCGCGCCAAGGCGGAAAAGGCCCGUGAGAAGGCACGCCUCGACGAAGAAGAACGGCUUGACCGCGAGAUGCGCGAGAACGACUUCGAAAACUGGGUUCAAGGGCGACGAGCUAACCGUCAGAACCUUCUGCAAAAAAUCAAAGACCGAGACCGCCUGAAGGCCGACCUCGGCAACCGCAAAUCUCUCGCCAGUCAGAUGCGCAUGAAGACUCUAGCCAACCUGGCUGCCGACGGACCCAAGAAGCGCCGUCGUGGUGGCGACGACGAUGAUUUCGGUGCCAACGACGAGGAUUGGGGCGUGUACCGUACCGUGGCCAAGGAUGAGCAGAGUGACGACGAGGAAGAGGAGGACCUCGGCGGCAUGCUGAACCAGCUUGAGCAGGAACUGCUCGAGUAUGACCCCGAGUUCACGGAGAAUCACACCCUCGCCGCGCAGUCCGAUUGGACGAAAAGUCUCGUGCAUGCGUUCCUCCGCGGCCCAUGGCCAUUUGACCCUGAGAGCCAGCGCGAGGCGCACCAGAUUCAUCUGAACGUGGAGCGUAUCCGUGUUCCGGAGGUUGUCUUCAAGCCUUCCAUUGCGGGCGUGGACCAGGCGGGCCUGAUUGAGAUCGCCGCUGAUAUUGUCAACCAGCGGUUCUCCAGCCCCGAGGACCGCGACCGCCUCCUGAAGGAUGUCUUCCUGACGGGCGGCAACACUCUCUUCACUGGGUUUGAGGAGCGCUUCCGCCGCGAGCUACGUGCGUACCUCCCCUUCGAGGCCGAGCUGGCCGUGCGCCGGGCUGCCGACCCUGUCCUAGAUGCAUGGAAGGGUGCUGCUCAGUGGGCUUCGGGGCCUGAUCUGGGCCGGUCAUCUGUCACCCGGCAGGAAUACUUGGAGAAGGGCGGCGAGUACAUCAAGGAGCACGAUCUAGGCAACGUUACAUGGUGA